UUUGGAGCGAACUGCGUUCUUGUUGCCUUUGGAGGGGUAGUGAGGGGACCCCGCGCCUUACAGUUUAUAUUCAGAGCACCAAUCAAACUGAGCAAGCCUGGAGAACUUCGUGAGGAGUAUGAAUGUCUAAGAAAGCUGAGAGAAGAAAAGUUACAGGAAGAAAAAACUUGUGAAGAUAAGAUCCACAAAGUCCUGCAGGAGGAUUCAGAAAUGGGGAAAAGGAAAACAGAUGAACAGAAAACUAGAGAUGAACCAGUAGUGCUGAAAACAAGUCUGGAGCAGUGUCCUGCACGUCUCUCGGAUUCAGAGAAUGAAGAACCUUCUAGGGGCCAAAUGAUACAGACGCAUCGCUCAGCCUUUGUCUCCAAGAACAACUCCUACUCCUUAGCUUUCCUGGCAGGGAAGCUAAACACCAAGGUGCAGAGGAGUCAGAGCUGCAGUGACACGGUUCAGGACCGAGUGAAGAGCAGGCUCAGAACAGCUCCACCCAACAGAGCCAAGGUCACAACUAUAACCCCAGGUUCCACCCCCAUUAUUGGUGUUCUCUUAUCCACUCAAAACAACCGCUGCCUCUCAGCUCCUGACUUAACCAUAGAAAAGCGCCUGCCCUUCAGCUCCCUUUCAUCCUUGACUUCCUUGCAUAAGCCAGAGCGCUCUAUCAGCCCUGAAAGCAAUGACAGCAUCUCUGAAGAACUAAACCACUUCAAGCCCAUCGUCUGCUCACCAUGCACCCCUCCCAAGAGACUCCCUGACGGCCGUGUGCUAAGUCCUCUCAUCAUCAAGUCAACACCUCGUAACCUGAGCAGAAGCCUUCAGAAGCAGACUUCCUACGAGGCUAGUCCACGGAUCCUCAAGAAAUGGGAACAAAUCUUCCAGGAACGGCAGAUCAAGAAGACUCUUUCCAAAGCCACUCUCACCUCCCUGGCCCCUGAAGGAGGGGAGGAGUUACCGGGCGCUGAAGCUAUCCAUUCUAACAAGGAGAGGCCACCUCUGGCUCUAAGUACAAGACUGUCCAGGGCCCAGGUGCUCUCAGAGUGUGUUGGGCCCACAUCCACUACCCUUGAGUAUUUCCCUUCUGUUAACCAGACAGAAGCAGAACAGGACUAUGUUAGAAAAAGGAGCCAUGAGGUCCCACUGGAAACCUGCCAUUCCUCAGAGCACAGAGUUAUAGCCAGUGGGCCUUCUUUGGAAGGAGAGCAGUUUGAGGAGUCAAGGUCCGCCCUAGAUGCCACGUUAGACAAAACUUGCAUGAGCACAGUCAUGAAGACUUCAGCAGUUAAUUCAGUGCUACCCAAAAAUGAUGUUUUGGGUGGGGUCCUCAAAACAAAAAAACAGCUGAAGACACUCGGUCAUUUUGAUCUGGCUAAUGGCAUUCUGGUCGACAGCCUAGGAGAGGAGUCAAUUCCUUCCCUGCGUCGGGGCCGGAAAAGGCGUUGUAAGACCAAGCACUUGGAACAAAAUGGUGUUAAGAAACUGCGACCACCCAGCAGUGACAUGGGCCUGGCCCCCAAAGACCCAGGGCUGCUUGAGGUGGGGCGGAAAUGGCAGCAGGAGGAUGCGAGCUCAAUGGCUCUGCAGUCACAGCGCAUAUUUGACAGUGAGAGGCGGACUGUGAGCCGGCGGAAACGAAACAUGGAUCAGUAUCUCUUACGGUCCAGCAGCCUGGCUGGGGCCAAGUAGCACUUACUGAACAAUGUAAUGUUACGGCUUCUCAGAAGCCUUGACCUCAGUCAUUUAUCCAAAAGAACUAGCUGAAUGGUCUCACUUUAAGUUUCUUUCGAUGGCAAAACACUGUCUAAUACGAAUCUGAGGGGCUUCAGGAUCUUGGUAAUCAAAGCCAAGGGUCUGUAUCUUUGGCUCUGUAGAACCUGAGCCAUGCUUCUCACCCCAAGUGAGCCAACUCUGAAGGCUUCUGGGCCCAAAUCUGGCAGCACCCACUUGGAAUGAGAUUGAGAUUGGCCUCACUCAUGAACGUGAUGGCUGGAGUUAGAGAUGGCAGGGAGAGAGUACCUUCUCACACUCGUGAGACCCCCCAGCUUCUUACGACAGAGUAGUAGUUGCAGAUAAAGAUCCAUUCUUCAGAGACAAGCAGUGCAGUGCUUGGGAAGAUCCGAGAUGAACAGGUGAUCAUGUUCGUCUGUCUUCCCUAUGUGACUCUACAUACCUAAAUCAGUUGAGCUUAGAACCUUUGCUUCUCCAGAAGUUAAUUUGCAUUCCCUGUUUAAACUAUGACAUUUGACUGAUGCUGUGAUUGACACCUGGCCUUGGUGUCAGCUCGAUGAAGCUGCAGUGCAGGUGUUGAGGUUCUCAGCUGCCGAGUGGUAUUGCCCAGGCUGACCACUGUGUCUCCUGGAUUCUCCACAAUCACAGGGUGCCCGAGGGCAUGCAUGCCAGGGCGACCUAGGGAGACUGGCUGGGCACUGAGUGUGACAGUGUGAAGCCCCCUUGGAGCAGCUGACGUUGCUGAGAUGUAAACGGUAGAACUGCAGUGGUCUCACCUACCCCGUUUACAGACUCUGCUUCCCCAGGAGCCCUAGCCAGAGAUAGCUAUGAGGUUUCCUUACUACUUUCCACUUGGCGAUGGCUAUCUGAAAUUUUGGUCUAAAAAUCAUGAAAAACUUGCCCCAAAGUCAGGCAAAGGUCAAUGCUGAGACUCCCAUACUGUGGAAACAAGGUAUCUAGCUGGAUGCAGCUGGUAAAUUCAGUCCCAUGGACCUUUGGGGUUUAUUUUUCUUAGCAGCUGACACCAUGUGUCUUUUGCAUCCCUGGUGGUGCUUGGUGCUUCUGCCCUUCUGGGCUCAGUGAGAAUAGGGAUUCUGAUAGGAUUUUAGGACUCUCAGGUGGGCUGGUGUUCCCUUUUUCUGUAUGAGCUGUUACCAUAGUCAUGUGAUUGGCAUUUUAACAAACCUUCCGGAGCUUCUAUACCCACCCUAUGCUGUCUCCCUUGAAAGGUCUCAGCAGGAUACUGCAUAAUUCUCCAGUGAAGUUGCCUUUGAUCAGAGAGUUUCUGAAACAUUCAAAGUGUAGAAAUAGCUAGAGGAUAACCCCCUCCUCAGUGGCAACAGGAGGUUACCUGUAGUUCUGUUUCCUCGGGGCACAUGUCAGUUUUUUGGGAUUGUAGAAGAGAAAACCUCACAUUUGGAAUUAGCCCAAAGGUGAUUGAAGCUCCUAGAGAGGGGAAGGAGCACAUGGAGUCCCAAGAAAGCUGUCCCUUGGAGCAGACGGAGAUCUUUCUCUGCAGCUCAGAACUGACUGUUCCCAGGGAUGCUGGUUGUGUGUGGCCAUCGCCGAGAUAGGUGGCUUCAGAGGUUGCUCUGGUGGGGAACUGUGAGUCCUGGGGUGUGGGUGUGUUUUUAAAACAUGCAAUAGUCUCAUUACUUUAUAGUCACACCAUUUACUUCUUGUCCUAGGUAACUUCAGGCUUUAGGGGCUGCUAGAAAGCAUGUUAAUGCCCAAAUAGGAGGGCUGGCCCUGGUCUGCAGAUACAAGGAGAUUCCAUUAGAGAAAACUUUGAAAUUUUUGCCAUUUUAUAUUUCUUUUAUGAUCUUAGUAAUUAUUAUUGGAAGGCUAGUCUUACUGGGUAGUAGCAAAGACACUUAUUUUUCCACAUGCCACCCUUUUAUAUGCCAUUAAUCAUUAGAAAAACACUUUCAGUUGGAGUUAAUUUUUGGUUUUGGGAAAAAGGUAAAAUAUUUUUAAUAGAUGAGAAAUAUAUAUUUUAAAUAUCCCCCUGCCCCUAGUUACUGCCUUGACUUUAAGAGUGUGCACAGCAGUAGUGACAAGCAUGACUGCAGGUGCAGUGUUGCUGUUGCUGAGUGAGUACAGUGAACACUGGGCUGGCCUGGGGCCAUCUCUGUGCACCCCGAGACCCGGUGUGCUGUGGUCAGUGUUUCCCAUGCUUCCUGCUGAGCAGUCGUUCUUGAAGUCAAGGCAGAACAGUUUACAUUGAGGAGGAAAGGCUUUCUUUUUAGUCCGCUUAGCUUUGAAGGUGGGAAAACUACUAAAGCGCUGCAUGCAAGAUGCUGUAACAUGUAGUCACUGGACAGUCCUUUACAGCUACAGUUGUUGACAUGGGUUCCUACAGAGUAGAGAGACACGGGAAAUAGAACGGUCGGGAGAGCUGAUGAGCUAGAGUGAAAGACGUUACUUCACUGCCCUCGUUCUGCUGUGCUCCUUCUGUAUGUGCAUUCUGCUUCUUUUGUUUUCUUAUUAAAGAGGAAAUUAUGAGUAAGAGGAGGGUGAGUCUUUCUGAUGGGACAUUAAGAGAUGUGCCAUUCCUCAAAAGGGUUUGGUAGCCCUUCUCCAGGAAGGUAACCUUAGUGACAUUCAUGAGUAGCUGACUGUACCUGUUGGAAGAUGUCAUCUGGACCAGAUGGAUUGGUAUCAAGUCAGGGAUUAUUCAACCAGCCACUGGCCUCUGUCCCUUAGUUACCUCUUUUUAAAAAAAAAAAUUUAAAAAAAAGUCUGGCUGAGGCUUGUCUAGGAAUUCUUUUCCCAGCUGAGUUUAUUUGUUAAAAGAAACAAAACAAAAAAUCCAAAACUUUUUUUUUGUAGGGAGAGUAUACUGGUCAUAAAUGUCCUUUAUUAUUUUUUAAGGUAAAAUGCCCCAUCAGAGAGUAAAGCUUUUCAUUAAUUAUUGUCUGGUUACAAACUAGCCACUGACUAACAUGGGCAGCGGCUGAUUCAGUAGGCACUUUUGAGCUCCUAGACCACCCCACCCUGUGCUGGACCAUAGGAUAGUCCCCGUUGGGAGGGGGCAUGCACGUGUGUUCGGCCAGAGAGUGUGUUAAUGAUCUCUGAACAGCCAUUUCCUCUAUAGCAGUGGGAACUAGCACUUAGCUUGCCACCAGCAACAUUUCCCAUACAUCGUCAGUAUUUAUGAGCUGGUUAACUCUGUCUUUUCCCGUUCCCUAAAUAACUUUCCCAGGGAAGAGUGGAUGUUCUCCUGCAGUGAUUAUAGAACAGUCACCCUGUUCAGAAGCUGCAUUUACGUCAAGUCCUAAGAAAUGAGGCAGGUCUGGAUCACUGGCAGGGCCAAAGAAGCCAUUCUUCAUUUUAGUGAUCUCCUAAUGCGUUCCCCAAGCUGACCUCUCACCAGAACCAAUAGUGACCUGGGGUUUCUUCUUCCUAGCUUGUCACUGAAGUGGAGAGCCAUCAGGAGAGGGUAGAGGCUAGCUCAUCAUCAUGGGAUAUUAAAGCUGGACCAGCCCCAGCCCCACUUUAAAUGAAGACCCACUGUUCUGGUUUCUACUGUAGUUCUCUAGGGCAGGAUAAUAGUGAAGGUCACAUAAUUUGUGGAUGUAGGGGACACCCAAGUGACAGAGGUUUUAGAAUGGCUGUUUUUGUUUCUUUCAGUUAAGUUGUACCUAUAUCCCCUGAUUAUAUCCAUCAUAUACAGAGUACUUAGUAGGGAAAACCCUGUAGUGUGAACUAAGUAAUAAGUGGAAUUUUAUUGUAGUUAUUUUAAUUACAGCCUUUGCUGUUUCUUUCAGAAUAAAAUUCCUUAGGGUCUUACACCUUUCUUAGCCAGCCCUUUGCUCCUCAGCCAUAGGAUGCUCCCUAGACUUAGUGUUUAGAGAGGAUGGAACUGGUUAAAGUCUCCUGACCCAGGAGGGUGCGAGGACUAGGUUGCUGCACACAUUUUCUUAGAUGACCCAGAAACGCACCUUUCACCGUAGCAUUCUGAAGACUGUUCUGUAGAAGACAUGUAGGAACACACAGAGGUUUCAACUUAGUCAAAGUGGAUGGUGGAAGAGGCACCAAACCCACGUGACCAGACUGCUUUGUGUCUGCCAGUUUUUCUUCUGAGGGGCAAAUGAACUCUUGUGUCCACUUUGUGGUGUCUCAGGUCUAGAAGGAGUUAGACAAAGCCAUGCUAAGAUCAGGUUCGUUCCUCUCCCUUCCCUACCACCAAGUGUGAGCACAGACAGUGCAGGCUUCAGUGUCAGACUGUGCAGGGUGUAUCCUUCUUCUGGUGCCAGAUUCCUGUAGCAGCCAUCAGUUCUCCCUCCAAGCUGAGAUUCCAGUUUGCAUCAGACAUGACCAUCAGCCCUAAGCUCCAGCAAAGCAAGAAACAGAUACUAUGCAAGACAAGUGGGUGUUCUUUUUCUCCCUUCUUCCCUCUCCCCCUCCCUCUCUCUGCACCUGAUACACUGUUUACUCUUAACUGUACAGAUAUAAUUGUCUUAAGAGCCAAGAGCCAAACCUUUCCACCUAGAAAUAUAAAAUGGUUGUCUCUUUGGUUUUAGGCAACCUGCUAUAGCUCCUUGUGGUCUGGUGGUUGUGACUUACUCUACCUGUUUACAUUAGGAUCGGAGAAGGGGCCCUGCAUCCUGGUGGACUGCCACUGCUGUCUGUAACCCCUAGACUCAUAAAGAGCCUUUUGACAGAGGACUUGGGACAAGGUAUGCCCUGUCAGGGAUGCUUUUCGCCACAGUGAAAUGGUGUGGAAUUGAGUGGGAUGUUGUACGACUAAAACAGAACCAAAGUGCAUUCUUCAUGUGUAUGUGCCUGUUCCAGGCGAGGCCCAGGUUGGAAAUGCAGUAAAGCAGACUUGUGAAAGCAAACAGUCUACUUCUGAUUAGUCUCGAGAGACCUGCGUCUGACAGUGUGGACUGAGCUCAAGGCAGGUGUUUGGGUGCUGUCCUGGGGCAGGGAGGUACCUGGGAUGGAAAGGCACUGGAAAGCGGUCUCCACAAGGAACAAAUAUACCUUUUGAUGUAUUCUAAUGGACAGUAUUUAGUUUCCUGACCUCUCUUGACCAUCCCUACUUCUCUGAAGGCACAGUUUGCAUAAAGAGUGACUUGUGGGGUGCCACCAUCCUUGUCCCUUACAGCUGUACUUAGAAAUAUGAUUGUUAAACGUACUCUUCUUUGGAACCAUUGCUCAGAAAGUCAUAAAAAAUACCUUUGA
Myodes glareolus (Bank vole) is the source of this 6912-nucleotide messenger RNA. Lineage: Eukaryota; Metazoa; Chordata; Mammalia; Rodentia; Cricetidae. The record is from RefSeq and is a predicted model, not a curated record.